UCUUGCCCGCCUCUAUUGCCCAUCGUCGUUUCUUCCGAUCAGAAAAUCGCGGACGAGGAAAAAGCGAACCUCCCUCGGAACUGAAAAACCCCAUCAAAAACUGCUCCAAUUCCUCGCCAAUCAGUCGUCAUACUCCAUCGAUAAAAGCUCACUUCCAUCACCUCCACUAUUCGGUUCUUCCAUCUGUAAGAAUCCCUCUCUCUUCCCCGAAACCCAAACCUUAAUUUCUCAAAAGAUCUUCGGAUCCCUCUAUUCAAGGGUUUUGGUUCAUGAAAUCUUUCUUGGGUUUUUUGGUGAGAAGUGCUUUAGAUACUCAGGGGCAUUUCCUUAAUUGAUCUUUUGAUUAGGGUUUUGUUCUUGAUUUCUAAAGCAAGGGACUGAAAUGAAUUUUUAGUUUUUUUUUUUUUUUAUAAAUAUUUUCCUUUAUAGAUUCUUAGAAUCAGGGCAUUAUCUGCCGUCGAUCUCGAUUCUCGCGGGGAAUCGAUCAAGAUCGUUCAGAACCCUCACAUGGGUUUCUGAGUUUAGGGCAUUUUCCGGUGCCGAUUGUCGGGUUGGUGGUUUCUUUAGGUUCGAAGUCAAUCCUGUAAUUUUCAGCCAAUUCGGGUCCGGAAUUUUAAAGGGAGGAAGAAAUGUCGAGCGCUGGGGUUACAGUCAGCCCGAUUCGUGAUGACUCGGUUCUUUCACCGGGUUGUUAUUCGAGCGAGUCGAUCCUGAUCUAUCUCACGGUUGGGGGAUCUGUGAUACGGGUGCCGGUCAUGGAGUCCGAUUCAAUAGCAUCCGUCAAACUACGGAUCCAGACCUGCAAAGGGUUUGUGGUGAAGAAGCAGAAGCUAGUUUUCGGAGGCCGAGAGCUGGCCCGGAAUGACUCUCUCGUCAGGGAUUAUGGAGUUACAGAUGGGAACGUCCUGCAUUUGGUCCUACGGCUCUCUGAUCUCCAGGUCAUCACCGUCAGGACCACGUGUGGUAAGGAAUUUGAAUUUCAAGUCGAGAGGAGUAGAAAUGUGGGGUACGUCAAAAAGCAGAUUGCAAAGAAGGGUAGGAAUUUUGUCGACCUCAAGGAUCAAGAGCUGGUUUGCAACGGAGAGAGGCUUGAUGAUCAGAAGCUGAUCGAUGACAUCAUUAAGAAUAAUGAUGCUGUGAUCCACUUGGAGGUUCAGAAAUCGGCGAAAGUCCGGGCCAGGCCUGUUGAGAAGAAUUUCGAGCUGUCGAUUGUGGCGUCAGAUUUGAAUUGUAAAAAGGGCGAAAAGGUGGAAGCGGAAAGGCCUGGGACAGGAUCGGUGGAGCUUCAGCUCGGGGAGAGGAAGCCACCAGAUCGUGAUUUCUGGUUGGAACCAGUUGUUAAUCCGAAAAUCGAAUUGUCGGACGUGAUUAAUGAUCUGAUCAAGGCCACAAUUGCUGGUUUAGUGAAGGGGAAUCCUCCUGUCGUCUCUUCAGAGGGCACAGGCGGAGCUUAUUUCAUGCAAAAUUUCUCAGGCCAAAAGUACGUAGCUGUUUUUAAGCCGAUCGAUGAAGAGCCCAUGGCCUUGAAUAAUCCUCGGGGGUUGCCUGUGACAGAGGAUGGGGAAGGGUUGAAGAAGGGGACGAGGGUAGGAGAAGGCGCUUUGAGGGAAGUCGCAGCUUACAUUCUUGAUCAUCCGAGAAGUGGGCGUCGGUCAUUUUCAGGCGAUGAGAUUGGCUUCUCUGGUGUGCCUCCAACGGCUAUGAUAAGGUGCUUACACAAAGGUUUUAAUCACCCACAAGGGUAUGAGUAUGCGGCUGAGAAUAUCAAGAUUGGAUCGUUGCAGAUGUUUGUGAAGAACCAUGGGAGUUGUGAGGACAUGGGCCCUCGGGCUUUUCCAGUGGAAGAGGUUCAUAAGAUCUCUGUGUUGGAUAUAAGGUUGGCAAAUGCAGAUCGGCAUGCUGGAAAUAUUUUGGUCUGUAAGGAGGAGAACAAGGGUCAGAUUGUGCUUGUGCCAAUCGAUCAUGGGUACUGCUUGCCUGAGAAUUUUGAAGAUUGCACGUUUGACUGGCUCUACUGGCCACAAGCUCGCCAACCUUACAGCCCCGAAACAAUCGAAUACAUAAAAUCCUUGGAUGCUGAGCAAGACAUUGCCCUCCUGAAGUUCCAUGGCUGGGAGCUAUCGCAUGAGUGCUCCCGCACACUUCGCAUCUCCACCAUGCUUCUCAAGAAGGGUGCAGAAAGAGGGCUCAGUCCAUUCGCCAUUGGAAGCAUCAUGUGCAGGGAAACCCUCAAGAAGAAAUCAGUGAUCGAGGAGAUUGUCUGUGAAGCUGAGGGAGCCGUGCUUCCAGGCAUGAGCGAAGCUGCAUUCCUCGAAACCGUUUCUCAGAUCAUGGAUCGUCACCUCGACGAACUCACUGUAUAAGCGAGCGGGUUCGGGAUAUAUGGAUAGAUAUGUAUUGUAUUUUUAGUACUAUUUAUGGGACUGGACAGCUUACAAGGUGUAAUUGGCGGAUGGACCAAGGCAUGUAUGUAUGUUUGCCUAUGGCGGUUCAAGCAUAUCUACUCUCUCCCUAUUCUUGUUCAUAUGACAUGAAUCUGCAACGCCGAGGUGGCUGCUGCAGUAGGGUGAGAAGUUCUUUAGUCUUUCUUUACUCCUUUUUUAUAAAUCUUUUUUUUUUUUUCUCUGUUCUUUCAAUUGUUCAUGGAAUGUUCUUUGAGAGAAACUUGAAACAGAUUCCCAAGAACUCUUCAAUUGUCUCUGAGAGAGUUUUCAUUCGGACAAGAAUGCAAGAUCUUGCUAUUUAUAUCCAGUUUGUUAUAUUCAUGUAUUAAGGUCUGAUAGUAUAUAUCUGAAAAAAGUGUGAUGAUUUCUUCUUCUGUA
Messenger RNA from Magnolia sinica, 2822 nucleotides. Its product is annotated as phosphatidylinositol 4-kinase gamma 4-like. The record is from RefSeq and is a predicted model, not a curated record. Gene Ontology annotation, molecular function: protein binding. NCBI's taxonomy places the organism in Eukaryota, Viridiplantae, Streptophyta, Magnoliopsida, Magnoliales, Magnoliaceae. The coding region runs from base 630 to 2363 and encodes 577 amino acids. The transcript is spliced from 2 exons.